CUCCAGCCUCGCCGCCAUCCCCCGCUUUGGGGUGCGGACGGACCAGGAGGAGCUGCUGGCCAAGGAGCUGGAGGACACCAACAAGUGGGGACUCAACGUGUUUAAAGUCGCCGAGUAUUCGGGCAACCGCCCACUGACGGUCAUCAUGUACAGCAUCUUCCAGGAGCGUGACCUGAUGAAGACCUUCCGCAUCCCCGUCAACACCUUCAUCACCUACAUGCUGACGCUGGAGGACCACUACCACGCUGACGUGGCCUACCACAACAACAUCCACGCCGCCGACGUGGCUCAGUCCACCCACGUCCUCCUCUCCACGCCCGCGCUGGAGGCUGUCUUCACAGAUCUGGAGAUCAUGGCUGCCAUCUUUGCCAGCGCCAUCCAUGAUGUUGACCACCCCGGUGUCUCCAACCAGUUCCUCAUCAACACCAACUCGGAGCUGGCGUUGAUGUACAAUGACGCCUCGGUGCUGGAGAACCACCACCUGGCCGUGGGCUUCAAGCUUCUCCAGGAGGAGAACUGCGACAUCUUCCAAAACCUGAGCAAGAAGCAGAGGCAGUCGCUCCGUAAAAUGGCCAUCGACAUGGUGCUGGCCACGGACAUGUCCAAGCACAUGAAUCUGCUGGCGGAUUUGAAAACUAUGGUGGAGACCAAGAAGGUGACCAGCCUGGGGGUGCUGCUGCUGGACAACUACUCUGACCGGAUCCAGGUUCUGCAGAACAUGGUGCACUGCGCCGACCUCAGCAACCCCACAAAGCCACUGGAGCUCUACCGGCAGUGGACCGACCGCAUCAUGGUGGAGUUCUUCCGCCAAGGUGACUGGGAGCGGGAGAAGGGGAUGGAGAUCAGCCCCAUGUGCGACAAGCACACCGCCUCCGUGGAGAAGUCGCAGGUGGGCUUCAUCGACUUCAUCGCCCACCCGCUGUGGGAGACGUGGGCCGAUCUGGUGCACCCCGAUGCCCAGGAGAUCCUGGACACGCUGGAGGACAACCGGGAAUGGUACCAGAGCAUGAUCCCGCGCAGCCCGUCCCCACCGCCCGAGGGACCCGGAGUGUCCCCCGGCACCACCGACAAGUACCAGUGCGAGCUGACGCUGGAGGAGGAGGAGGAGGGUGAGUUGGACACGGAGCCAGAGGGGGCCGAGAGCCCCUUGGAUGAGGACAACAGUGGCUCCAAGACACCAGCCACAGACGACUCAGAGUUGGCCGACACCGAGCACCUGUCACCUGACCCUGGGGACCAGGACUCGCCUGUCACCCACCCCAGGGACAUGGACAACCGGCGGGUGCUGGAGGGGACGCUGCCGAAGGACCAGGGUGGUGGCGGGUGCUCGGUGCCGGGGCCCGAGGGCAGCCAGGGGCUGUGCCUGGACACGGAGGGCAACGUCACAUUCCUGCCCCAUGGCACGUAGCAGCACUGACCGGUGGGUCCCCUCUCUGCUGCGGGGACAGGGGGCUGGGUGCUGCCCCGGCGAGUGCUGGGGGCAGCGGAGAGCUGGCAGGGGGCUGGCAGUGGAGACCACCAGCACCACCAGGACGCAGAGGAACCCAAAAGCACGUCCCCAUGCGGGAGCUGGGCAGGUCCUGAUGGGCACGAGGACGCUGCUCGCCCUCUCCCAGUGACUGUCCCCUGCUCUCACCCCGCAGCCCCAUGUACAGCUGCUGGGAAACAUCCCUGUCCCCUUUGGACAGGGCUUGGGGACACUGUGCUCCUGCCCCAUCCCAGUCCUGGGGACACCAUGCCCCACAGGCCUCCAGGAAGAGGAUCCCCACAGGGCCAGGCACAGCCAAAAGCAUUUUGCCAUCUCCCCGGGUGGCCCCGCACAGAACAGCCCCAUGGCGGGACAGCGAGGUGGGCAAAGGGUGCUGGUGACAGCCCCCAGCACGAGGGACCUCGGCAUGGCCAGGCACCGGGGCAUGGCACGGGCACGAGUCAGUGAUUUAUUUAUUUGGGGACAGGUUCACUUUUUAAAGCCUUUUGUAGCUCACUUUUUAAUACAAGCCUCACCUCGGCGCACUCACACGCGUUCCUGGGGCAGAAAGACACGUUUCUGCUCUGUGCCAACACUCGAAAUGCUGUGUUUGUACUUUGCACUUCAGGCCCUGACAGGUGCUGCAACCCCCGGGGCAGCCCCCAGGGUCCUUCUUCAGUUUCUUCCUUCACCUUCCAGAAAUUAAACCUGGUUUGUUCCUGCCCCCCCCCAAAAAA
Athene cunicularia (burrowing owl) is the source of this 2205-nucleotide messenger RNA. It is a transcript of the gene PDE4C, whose product is annotated as phosphodiesterase 4C. NCBI's taxonomy places the organism in Eukaryota, Metazoa, Chordata, Aves, Strigiformes, Strigidae. Gene Ontology annotation, cellular component: perinuclear region of cytoplasm; cytosol; nucleus. Bases 146 to 1408 code for a protein of 420 amino acids. The transcript has 8 exons. Gene Ontology annotation, molecular function: 3',5'-cyclic-AMP phosphodiesterase activity. The record is from RefSeq and is a predicted model, not a curated record. Gene Ontology annotation, biological process: signal transduction.